UUACGAAGAAACAAAAGAAGAACUGGAAGAGUUUCAGAUCAGCAGUCGUGAGUUAGAGCAAGAACUGGAGACGCAGCUGCGACAGGAGGAGAAGAAAGCCAAGGAGCUCAUCUUAUCAAAUGAAAGAUUACAGACUGAAUGUGACUCACUCCGGGACAAGUUGCAGAAGCUACAGACAGACAGUCACCACAGAGUGACAGAACUGGAAGACAACUAUGCUAGGGUGGAAGCUCAUAGAAAUGAGCUACAGAAAUAUAUACGUGAAUUGGAACAAGAUAACGAUGAUUUGGAAAGAGCUAAACGUGCCACUGUUGUUUCUUUAGAAGACUUUGAACAGAGGCUGAAUCAGGCAAUUGAAAGGAAUGCCUUUCUUGAAAGUGAGCUGGAUGAAAAGGAGGCUUUGUUUGAGACAGUUCAGAGAUUGAGGGAUGAAGCAAGAGAUCUGAAGUCAGAGAUUGAUGUCCGCAAGCAUCAGGGCACAGUCAUCAAACCCAGUGCUGGUGAUGGCAUGCCAGUAGCAGUGAAGCAACCCAUGCAGGACAGUGGCUAUGCAGGACAUGGGACAUCUCCACCCACUCCAACAACACCCAUCAGUAGAGCACUCUCUGUGCCUGGAGUUAGUAAUGGCACUACAGGGACCCCUUUUACACCUUCAGCUCGAAUAUCUGCUCUCAACAUUGUAGGAGAUUUACUCAGGAAGGUUGGGGCUUUGGAAUCCAAGCUGGCAACUUGCAGAAGCUUUAUGAAAGAUGAUCCUAGAAAUAAAGCUGGCGGUGCUAGCCCAGUGAACUCUCCAAGAGUCAAGUGUGUGAAGACUUAUCACAGACAGGUGGACGGACAUCAGUAUAUGCAUACAACUUGA
Messenger RNA from Candidula unifasciata, 862 nucleotides. The record is from the annotation of a GenBank genome assembly. NCBI's taxonomy places the organism in Eukaryota, Metazoa, Mollusca, Gastropoda, Stylommatophora, Geomitridae.